AGUUUGUUGCAGCCGUUCGUGGACGACGACCACCCGCUUCAGAGCCUUUUCCCGCCUCGCGUCUGGGCAAUCCGAAUCCCGGUCAUCCUCACUCUUCUUGGGUCGGCGGUUGUAGGGACGUUCCUCGCCAUGGUGAUGAUCAGAAGCAAUAGAAAGAAGGCGGCAAAGGCUAGAGCCGCUGCG
Cladophialophora psammophila CBS 110553 is the source of this 183-nucleotide messenger RNA. RefSeq names its product dolichyl-phosphate mannosyltransferase polypeptide 2, regulatory subunit. Gene Ontology annotation, biological process: GPI anchor biosynthetic process. The annotation marks the transcript as partial. Gene Ontology annotation, cellular component: endoplasmic reticulum membrane; dolichol-phosphate-mannose synthase complex. Gene Ontology annotation, molecular function: enzyme regulator activity. The transcript has a single exon. NCBI's taxonomy places the organism in Eukaryota, Fungi, Ascomycota, Eurotiomycetes, Chaetothyriales, Herpotrichiellaceae. The record is from RefSeq and is a predicted model, not a curated record.